Papaver somniferum (opium poppy) is the source of this 2401-nucleotide messenger RNA. Its product is annotated as F-box protein CPR1-like. The record is from RefSeq and is a predicted model, not a curated record. The coding region runs from base 181 to 1419 and encodes 412 amino acids. Gene Ontology annotation, molecular function: protein binding. Lineage: Eukaryota; Viridiplantae; Streptophyta; Magnoliopsida; Ranunculales; Papaveraceae. The transcript is spliced from 2 exons.
UUGCCGCUGUAAACAACCCUAAUUUACAGUCUUAGUAACCCUUCCUUCCGCCAUUGAUAAGAAGUGGCAGAAACCUUACAGUGAUUCAUGCAAGCCCAAACAAAUCCUGACUACUCGUUUUAUAAUCUACUGAAACGGAGUAAGAGUAAGAAGAGAAAUUAGAAGAAACCGCAGCAACCAAUGUCGAGAUCUACAGAAGAAGACAUCGAUGCCGAGCAGCCACUGCCGUGCCUUCCUGAAGAACUCAUCCUCGAAAUUCUUCGCAGGUUGCCCGUCGAAUCUCUCUUAAAAUUCAGGUGUGUUCGUAAGAAGUGGAACAUCUUAUUCAGAAACCCUAACUUUAUCAAAAAUAACAACUCUAGUUUCCUUCUAAAAUAUGACAAAAAGCUAUACUCUUUAGAUUAUGAUUCAUCAGCAUCGUUGUCAGAUUCUGAUGAGCCCCCUAUUAAGAAAAUUCGUUAUCCACUCAAGUGUAUAACAGAUGAUUUGAAAAUAUUGGGUUGUUGCAAUGGAUUGGUUUGCUCAAGACACUGUGGUGGUGUAAUUUGGAACCCAACUACCAAUGAAUAUAGAGUAAUACCAAGAUCUGAUACACUACCAGCUGGAUUUCGAUCCGUGUCUUUUCCUGGGGCUGGAUACAUUAGCUUUGAAUAUGGGUUUGGUUAUGAUGCACUAAGUCAAGAUUACAAGCAUGUACGAAUUGUGGGUCGUUCAAGUUCAACUCAGGGGAAGUCUGAAGUCGAUAUCUACUCGUUGAAAUCAGAUUCUUGGAAACGGAUUCAACUUAUCCCUUAUAUAAUUUCUAAUGGACCAAGUGUAUCAGCACCCGGGGUAUUCUAUAAUGGAGCUCUUCAUUGGAUUGCAGAAUCUUAUUCAGGAAACAGACGCAAAGUUUUAAUUGCUCUGGAUGUUGGAAAUGAGGGUUUUCAAGAGAUCCCACAACCAGAAAAUUUGGAUGUGGAAAAUUUUGGUGCUUAUAGAUAUGUCGAGGUGUUGCAUAAGUGCCUAGGCAUGCUUUGUAGUAGUCAUAUGGAUGGUUAUGAAGUAUGGAUGAUGAAGGAUUAUGGAGUGUCAGAAUCUUGGACGAAACUUUAUAAAAUUCCCACACUCAUUAAUGUUAAGUCUGUUCAGUCAGUUCAGUACUUGAGGAAGAUGGAGUAUUUAAAAAACGGAGAGAUUCUACUAAAGAUUAAACAGCACGAGGUUUCUAAUUUGGCUGGUGAGGAGGCUUUGGUUGUGUAUAAUCCAAAGGAAGCAGCAACUAGGAUUCUUAAGCAUAGUGAGAACGGUUUUUCAGGGGUAUUUCAAGUGGAGAGUUAUGUAAAGAACUUAGUUCCACUCAACUCUGGUACAUAUGUUGGGGAUAAAGAGCAGGAGGAAAAAGAUAUUUGGGAAGCAUUAGCAGGCAUUAUGAUUUAGGGGUUGAAGCAACAUCGUGAAAGAAGUUCCCAAGUAGACUUAUAGUGAACUGAUUUACAACUCAACCCCUUUUCUACGGAGCUUUUUUCAACCUCAGAAGAAGCUUUUAGACCUGUUGAAUAGCAUUUCAUCUCCCAUAUAGAAGGUUUUGAAAUAUUAGAUCCUUAUAUAACUUACUGAAGUAAGUUACGUCGCUUAUAAACUUGAAGGUUAUGUUUUGACGGGUUGUGUUAUCCAUCUAUCUAGCUGUCCAUCCUCUGAUCUUAAAGCUGCUGCAAUCACAAGCAAGGAAGUAGGAGGCAGAUUCGAUCUGCAUUUAUCGUUAGUUACAGCAAACGCACAUGCCAUACUGGCUUAUCGAAAUGGGAACAGAACAGGGAAACUUCUCGUCUACUGUAACAUGUAAGUUAUUGUCUACUGUAACAUGUAAGUUAUUGCGGGAAGCAAUAAGGGCAAAAUUUAUGCAAGACACUGAGUAAAACUAGGGGUGGGACUUGGGGUUGGUUGGUCGGGCUGGAAGGCUUGGCCGAGGAAGACCCGAGGUAAAAAUCCUUUGCCCAUGAAACCCGUGGAACCCAUGGAGGUGUUGCCCAAGUUCCGCCCACCCAUGAAACCCGUGGAACCCAUGGAGGUGUUGCCCAAGUUCCGCCCAAGUUAUAUUCUUCGGGUUCCCCGAUUCCUCGGGUUGACCCAUGUACAACACAAGUUUUAGUAAUUAUAAGAUUUAAUUAUUGUAUUUAGCUUAAAUUUCCAAACAACUUAUGAUUAUUGACAAUAAUCUAAAAAAAAUCAUAUAAAAAUAUUCAUAUUGAAUUAAUAAUGAGAUAGAUAUGUUAUAGGGCCCAUGCCCAUAGAUGUGCGGUCCAAAAAUGGAAGUCUAUUGGUUUCCCCUUUGGUCUUUUGGUUUACCCUCUCCAUGUAUGUAAAGGAUAAUCUAUUCAUGUAACUUGAUGAACUCUUAUCAAUGAAAUACUUCUCUUUG